This is a messenger RNA of Nerophis ophidion (straightnose pipefish), 4096 nucleotides long. RefSeq names its product zinc finger protein 271-like. Gene Ontology annotation, molecular function: DNA-binding transcription factor activity, RNA polymerase II-specific; RNA polymerase II cis-regulatory region sequence-specific DNA binding. Gene Ontology annotation, cellular component: nucleus. The transcript has 2 exons. The record is from RefSeq and is a predicted model, not a curated record. Gene Ontology annotation, biological process: central nervous system development; regulation of transcription by RNA polymerase II. Lineage: Eukaryota; Metazoa; Chordata; Actinopteri; Syngnathiformes; Syngnathidae. Bases 324 to 3026 code for a protein of 900 amino acids.
CCCUACGGACGCAUGCUUGGAAGACAUGCGCUUUGCGGCAAAGUCCUCCUUUUCUCCACACACGCUUCUAAGCCUCGGCACAUCUCCUCACAUCGCUACUAACUACACUUUAUUCAUCCUCCGUGUCAGGGUAAACUCCACUCGUCUCAGCCAAAUUUGGAGAUUAUUAGGCCCGUUUAGCUUGAUAGUUGUUUGAGCGCGCCAAUUAGCUUAGCAUGCUAGUUAGCUUAGCUUGUUAGCCGCUAACAAAGAGACGCGGAUUUGAUCAACACAUCGCUUAGUUAAGCUCAAGUGUGAGUGUAAAGUGUUGUGAUUGUGUGAAAAUGUGCGAAAGAACGAUAGCAAAGUAUGAGGAAGAACUUUGUUGUGUGAAAAUGUGUGAAAGAACGAUAGCAGAGUACAAAGAGGAACUUUCUCGUACAAAAGAAGAGAACGAGAGACUACGUCAACUAUUGGAGGCUGUUUUCAAGAAACCUCAAGUUGUGUUACACAGAACAGACCUCAAUAAAGAACAUCUUCCUCAUGAGCAGGAAGAAGAGCCACAGCCCCACCACAUUAAAGAGGAAAAAGAGGUACCACAUUCCCAACACAUUAAAGACGGAGGAGAGGACCCACAGCCCCCCCACAAUAAAGCGAAACAUGAGACGCCACAGACCCAUAAUGUUAAACUGACCCUUCACAAUAAAAGGCAAGCGGAGGACCCACUGAUCUUACACAUCAAAAAUGAAGAGGAGGACCCACUGACCCCUCACUUUAAGGAGCAAGAGAACCUGCUGACCCCUCACAUUAAAAAGGAAGAGGAGGACCCACUGACACCCUACUUUAAAGAGGAAGAGGAGGACCAAGAGCCGCCGCACAUUAGAGAGGAAGAGGAGGAAGAGGGCAUCAGUCAGCCUAAAUGGUUGGAGGAGUUCCCAGUGACUGGUGUCCCUGUGAAGAGUGAAGAUGAUGAGGUGAAAGGUGAAAGUGAGGAGAGGGGAGGGGGGGAGCCUCCAAGCAGCAGCUCAACACAACACAUGACAACAGAAGCUGAUGGAGACCACUGUGGAGGAUCACAAGCAGACAAGCUCUUAGCUCCACUAUCAGAUAGUGAGGACACAACGUCACACUCUCCUGACACUGAUGAUGAAGACUCUAAAGAUGAUAAGACAUGUCACACUGACAACACUCACUUCACAUCUUCUCACUCUCACAAAACUUUUAAAUACCAUUGUAGUCUGAAAAGACACAUGAGAACACACACUGGAGAAAAACCUUUUUCUUGCUCAGAAUGUAGUAAAGGUUUUACACGAAGUCAACAUUUGAAAGUACACAUGAGAACACACACCAGUGAAAAACCUUUUUCUUGUUCAACCUGUGGUAAAGGUUUUACACAAAGUCAACAUUUGAAAGUACACAUGAGAACACACACUGGUGAAAAACCUUUUUCCUGUUCAAUCUGUAGUAAAGGUUUUACACGAAGUCAGAGUUUGAAAGAACACAUGAGAACACACACUGGUGAAAAACCUUUUUCCUGUUCAAACUGUGGUAGAGGUUUUACACGAAGUCAGAGUUUGAAAGAACACAUGAGAAUACACACUGGUGAAAAACCUUUUUCCUGUUCAAUCUGUGGUAAAGGUUUUACACAUACUAACAAAUGGAAAAGACACAUGAGAAUACACACUGAGGAAAAACCUUUUUCCUGUUCAACCUGUGGUAAAGGUUUUACACGAAGUCAGGGUUUGAAAGAACACAUGAGAAUACACACUGGUGAAAAACCUUUUUCCUGUUCAACCUGUGGUAGAGGUUUUACACGAAGUCAGAGUUUGAAAGAACACAUGAGAAUACACACUGGUGAAAAACCUUUUUCCUGUUCAAUCUGUAGUAAAGGUUUUACACGAAGUCAGAGUUUGAAAGAACACAUGAGAACACACACUGGUGAAAAACCUUUUUCCUGUUCAAACUGUGGUAGAGGUUUUACACGAAGUCAGAGUUUGAAAGAACACAUGAGAAUACACACUGGUGAAAAACCUUUUUCCUGUUCAAUCUGUGGUAAAGGUUUUACACAUACUAACAAAUGGAAAAGACACAUGAGAAUACACACUGAGGAAAAACCUUUUUCCUGUUCAACCUGUGGUAAAGGUUUUACACGAAGUCAGGGUUUGAAAGAACACAUGAGAAUACACACUGGUGAAAAACCUUUUUCCUGUUCAACCUGUGGUAAAGGUUUUACAGUAGGUCAGAGUUUGAAAGUACACAUGAGAACACACACUGGUGAAAAACCUUUUUCCUGUUCAACCUGUGGUAAAGGUUUUACACACAGUAGCAAAUUGAAAAGACACAUGAGAAUACACACUGGUGAAAAACCUUUUUCCUGUUCAAUCUGUAGUAAAGGUUUUACACGAAGUCAGAGUUUGAAAGAACACAUGAGAACACACACUGGUGAAAAACCUUUUUCCUGUUCAAACUGUGGUAGAGGUUUUACACGAAGUCAGAGUUUGAAAGAACACAUGAGAAUACACACUGGUGAAAAACCUUUUUCCUGUUCAAUCUGUGGUAAAGGUUUUACACAUACUAACAAAUGGAAAAGACACAUGAGAAUACACACUGAGGAAAAACCUUUUUCCUGUUCAACCUGUGGUAAAGGUUUUACAGAAAGUCAGAGUUUGAAAGUACACAUGAGAACACACACUGGUGAAACACCUUUUUCCUGUUCAACCUGUGGUAAAGGUUUUACAGUAGGUCAGAGUUUGAAAGUACACAUGAGAACACACACUGGUGAAAAACCUUUUUCCUGUUCAACCUGUGGUAAAGGUUUUAGACACAGUCAGAGUUUGAAAGUACACAUGAGAACACACACUGGUGAAAAAUCACAUUCCUGUUCAAUCUGCAACAGAAGCUUUAGUGAGCGAUCAACCCUUGUAAGACACAUGAGAAAACACCCAGGAGAGAAAGUGUUGAGUUGCAGUGUGUGUGGUGAAAGAUUGUCUUCUAAGUACCAGUGUAAGAAACACAAGUGUGCCGGUGAGAACAGCAGCAGCAAAUGAAACUGCAGGAUUUGAAAUAAACUGUCCAGACUUUCAUUUUGACUUUCUAACAACAUCAGCACAUAUAACAUGUGUGACAUUGUUGUUUGUCUAACAAUCUUUUUAAUAUGAUCUUUACAUUUAUAGAUUACAUAGUUUGAAAUAUAAAAGUAUUACAUAUUUGUACUUGUAAUUGUUGAUAACCCCAUAGAUUAUCACCUUUAUAUGAUAUACAUAUGUACUGGUUCACAUCUGAAACAUCUUCUGGACCACUUCAGGAAGCAUAUUAUUAUUUACUUUAUACAUCAUUUGAACAGUUGUCUUUUAUACAAUUUUAAAAUGUGUGACUUUAUGAAUCAUUUGUUGGGUCUCUGUAAUCCAUGUUAUUAAUAAUCUUCAUUACUCUCUUUUGUAAUAAGAUGAUUGUGUUGUGAUUAUUUUAUAUGUAUGUCCCCAGACCUUUAUGCAAUAUAAAAGUGAGAGAAAAUGGCUGAAUUGUUUGAGGAAGGAUUUAUUUUGUUUUUGUUUUUUUUACAAACUGACAUUUGUGGAUAAAACAAAAAUUCCCAUUAAUGGGUUUCAAUUUUUUUUUAAUGUAUGUAUUCUUUUUAAACAUCCACAAAACUAUAUCGACAUGAAUCAAAGUUCAGAGUGUCAGUAAAAAGCUAAUAUUGUACAUCAUCCCACAGAUAUUUACUUUGCAUUCUGUUGGAGCCAAAUUUCUUUAUUUGUUUAUUUAGUUUUUAUUUAGUUUUCUGUAAUUGAUUGCUGGCCUCAGUUGAUGCUGAAUUUCCUUUUCGGCAGAUUGCUCCGCCCACUUCCUCUUGAGAACCAGGAGAUGUUGACAGGGAUGGGACCGUUGCUAUGGUGCGGUUGCUAUGGUAACGUCAUUUAAUUGGGUUCAGGUGGGAACACUGGAGGGGCGACUGCAUGGAGGACACAAACUGUUUACAAGCUUGCUGUGUGUGGUCAGGUCUCACUGCUGUGACAAUGUUGCAUCCAAGUCAAGGUCAGCAUACUUUAUGUUCUACAGCCUACAUGUCAUUUCAGUUUGAUAGCCAAAAAUAAACUGAUUGUCAUAUCCAAACAUA